UGAAAACAAAAGAUGAAAUUGAAUCUUUGAAACAAUUAAGAAGUUUAAUUCAUUUCAACAAUUUGAUUAAAUUGUUUUUCGAUUAACUCGAAAUGUUCUUACGUGUGUCCCAGCUAUGAGUUACCGAUUCUUUUACUAAGAUAACAAUUAUCCUUUGGUUAUUGUUAAUCCUCUUUCAUUGUUUAACCUUAAAUUUAAGGUUAUUGUUGUGAUCAAUUUUAAUUUUCUUAAAUUAUGUUUUGAUUGUUAAUUGAGUGUUUUUCAACAUCACUGGACAAUCAACGUGGUGGUUGUUCAAUCAUGGCCACAAUUUAUGAUUUACCCGCUGAGAUUAUUAUGACAAUAUUUUCUUAUUGUUCUUGGAUUGAUGAUCUGAUCAAUUUUCUUCAUGUUAAUCAAUUAUGGAGAGCAUUGGCUUUUCAAAGAAUGAAAUGGAUCCGCCAUCUUGUUCCAGAGAAUAGAUCGAAGAAUCUUCAAUUGCCAUCAAAUUCAACAACAAUCUAUUAUAACCCAAAGAAAACAAGUAAUCCCAAAAUGAUCGCAAUGAUUGAACUACUCAAAAAUCUAGAGACAGUUAUGAUCUCUUCUGAUCCAUCACCUUUACAAAUCGCUGAUCUAUUAUCUAUGCUGGUGACAAGUCGGCCUUUUAUCAAACGAUUAGCGAUUCCAUAUUUACCAAGAAAACGGCGAGUUAUUCCUUUCAAUCGACUCGAAGGUUUGGCCUUACCGUGUUUUUUUCGUUGGUUCAGUGGGGUCGUAAUGUGGUGUCGAGAUAACGGUAAAUUCAUUCGUCAACUUCACAUCAAAUCGAUUUACGGAAGACAAUAUGAGCUACUAUUCCCUAGCUUUGUAAAUUUACGUCGACUUCAUGUCGAAGAGUGUGGCGGUAUCGAUAACUUUUUGGAUAAAUUUCCAUCACUUGAAAUUACCACUCUAGAGAUGGAGAUUCCCGCUGAAAGUUAUAUUGAUAAUCUGUUGACUAAAUUUUCCUCCAUAAAGAAUAUGUGGCUUUCCAUUAAGAAAGAGAAAAAAUUUGCCGAUCGAUUCCCAGUCUAUCCAAGCAUGGAAAACCUUGUUAUGGACUUUGAGACCAUCAACAAGGUCGAUUGUGAUAGAAUCUACCGAAUGAGAAGCAUAAUCAGUUCGAUUGACAUUGUUUUCCCCAAUUUGAAGACUCUUGCAGUUCGUAAUCACCGUUAUCUUACACCUAACGAACUGUUCGCAUUACCUGCCAAUCUACCUUACCUUCAGGUUCUAGAUGUUGUCGGCUGUUGGAACAUCGAUGAUACCUGUAUAUCCACCGCUUACGACGUUUGGGCAGCCGCUGGUCGGAACAUCAAAAUCUAUCAUGGUGCUUGGCAUGAAAGUAGUAACUCAUCAAUCGGCACCCAUUUUAUGGACGAUUGGUUUUUCCGCGAUUUCAAGACACUUCCUUACUUCAUGGAAUCUCUUGAUUCAAUUUGAUUGCACCAAUUUCCGACUAAUUUAAUUUUUCACCCUGAGAAACAUAAUCAACAAUUUUCUGUGCAAUCAAUUAAUCGUUCAUCCAUUGAUGUUGAUAUAAACAUUUUCCUCUCUAUACUCAAUCUAAUUUCAUCGCAUUUCAUAUCUGAACUUUGUUAAUUUAAGUUUAAUCAAUUAGAAGCCAAUUUUGAUUAACAAUCUUACUAUUUAACUUAUAUCCUUGUUUAAUCAAGAAAUCUUAACAAUUUGUUUAACUUUUUCACGGUAAAUGUUAGCUAAUUAAGAUGAGAGAAACAAUUUAUUCUUGAUUAACUUUAUUAUUUAUAAAAUAAUGUAUUUGUAAAUUAAUGACAAUUUGUAAACAUAAUAAUAAUUAACAGGAAUUGAUAAACAAAAAUUAAUAAUAAACAAAAGUACCAAAAAAAUUGAAACGAAAAUUUUGUAACGUUGACAAUUAAAAACUGAACGCGUUAAUUGUAAUGAUGGUUAAGAAAAGUUAGACUAGAAAAUUAAACUAAUCACUAAAUAUGAUUGAUUAAUCGUCGAGAAAGAAAA
This is a messenger RNA of Panonychus citri (citrus red mite), 2019 nucleotides long. RefSeq lists its product as uncharacterized. The coding region runs from base 301 to 1464 and encodes 387 amino acids. The transcript is spliced from 6 exons. NCBI's taxonomy places the organism in Eukaryota, Metazoa, Arthropoda, Arachnida, Trombidiformes, Tetranychidae. The record is from RefSeq and is a predicted model, not a curated record. Gene Ontology annotation, molecular function: protein binding.